AUGUCGGUCAACAUCACCGUCGCCGUUCCCCUCGAGGCCAUCGCCGCCAUCAAGAGCGGCAACUCCGGCUCCACCAUGGGCGCCGCUCUGUCCGCCACAUCUCGCGCCGUCGUUGCAGCCGUCAUGGCACUCCCAUACGACAUCAAAGCGAGCACUGAAGAAGACCGUCACACCGACAGCGAGGGAGAGAAGUCCGCGGCUUUCGCACUCGCGGCGCAGUCGCAUCUCGACGACAGCUUCACCGUCACCGUCCUUCAUCGCGCUGAUGUCAAGCCCGCUGCUGUGAUUCGCGUACAUGGCUCCACCAAGGUCGGACAGUUGGCGCAGCUUAUUCAGGAUGCUACGGAGGUGUCCAAGUAUCUGCAGUACCUGGUUUACGACCACAAGCCGUUCUAUGAUGGGUCGAGAGGGACUUAUGAUGAGGAUGUGACGUUGSAUGAGGUGAGUUUUGAUUGCUGUGGCGGAUACUGA
Messenger RNA from Ramularia collo-cygni, 471 nucleotides. RefSeq lists its product as uncharacterized. The transcript has 2 exons. The record is from RefSeq and is a predicted model, not a curated record. Bases 1 to 471 code for a protein of 156 amino acids. NCBI's taxonomy places the organism in Eukaryota, Fungi, Ascomycota, Dothideomycetes, Mycosphaerellales, Mycosphaerellaceae.